AUGGAUGAAGGUGCUAAAAUUAGCAUCGAUUCCUCAAAAUAUCCGCUUGCCCGAAAAGAUAAUUCAAUUUUGGAUGAUUUUCAUGGGACUAAGGUCGCAGAUCCUUAUCGAUGGCUGGAAGAUCCGGAUUUGAAUGAAACUAAGGAAUAUAUCAUGCAGUUGAAUUCAAUCUCUCAGCCAUUUAUUGCAAGUUCACCGUACAGAGAGAAAAUUAAAAAAAGAUUGACGAAACUUUGGGAUUAUGAAAAAUUUGGUUGUACGAGCAGAAGGGGUGAUUAUUACUAUUAUUACCAUAAUUCGGGACUACAGAACCAAAGCGUUUUGUAUCGUCAAAAAACGUUGCUUGAUGAAAGUGAGGUAUUUCUUGAUCCAAACAAAUUCUCCGAAGAUGGUACUACCUCUAUACGUAACCAGUGUUUUUCUCAUGAUGGUUCUAUAUUGGUGUAUGGUAUCUCAGAAAAAGGCAGUGACUGGAUGACAUUAAAGUUUAAAAAAGCUGAUGGUACUGAUUUGGAAGAUACAGUGGUGGGCGUUAAACAUAGCGACCUAGAUUGGCUGAUCGAUAACAGUGGAGUUUUCUAUUCGAAGUAUCCCGAACAUAAAAGUGCACUGAAAGGGUCAUCGACGGAAAAACACGAAUACCAUUCGUUGUAUUUUCACAAAUUGGGCACUCCACAGAGUGAUGAUAUUUUGGUUGCUGAUUUUCGAUCACAUCCUGAAUAUAUGUGUUCGGGUACCGUAACAGAAGAUGGUCAUUAUUUGAUCGUGGAUGUCAGUCGAGGAUGUGAUCCCUAUAAUAUGCUUUACUAUUACGAUGUUCAAGAAGCGCAGCAAAAAAUUACGGGUAAAGUACCAUUGAAGCCACUGUUCGACAAAUUGGAUGCGAAAUAUGAACUUAUUGAUAGUGAUGGUGAUAAAGCUCUAAUUCUAACGAAUCACGAUGCACCAAUGUUCAAGCUAAUAAGGGUAAAAAUCUCAACAGCUAACGAAGGGCCUUCUGCAUGGGAAACGAUAAUUCCGGAAGACAAAAACAAUAAGUUGGAAUGGGUGGUAAAUGUUGGUGGAGAUCGAUUGGUGGUUUCAUAUAUAGAGGAUGUUAAGAGUAAACUUUAUGUGCAUUGUCCAAAGACGGGCCAGCGUUUCUAUGAAAUACCAUUGGAAAUAGGGACAAUAUCUGGAUUUUUUGGUCGUAAAAAUCAUACAGAGAUGUUCCUGCUAUUCGAAUCAUUUCUUACUCCGGGUGUUGUUUAUUAUGUUGAUUUCAAAGGCAUAGAACCAUCACAUCAAGUUAAAUUGAAGGAAAUUCGGAGAACCGCUAUAAAGGACGUAGAUACAAGCAAAUUCGCUAUAAAGCAAGUUUUUUGUAAAAGCAAGGAUGGAACAAAGGUGCCGCUUUACAUUGUUCACAACAAAAAUUUGGUUUUGCAUGGAAAUACCCCAGUUAUGCUUUAUGGAUAUGGUGGAUUUAACGUUGCUGUAAUGCCACAUUUCGCUGUUUCGCGUAUUUUAUUCCUGGAUAACUUCAAGGGUGUUUUUGCAUUAGCUAAUUUACGUGGUGGAAGUGAAUAUGGUGAAAAAUGGCAUGAAGGUGGAAUGCUAAAACGAAAACAAAAUGUUUUUGAUGAUUUUAUAGCUGCUGCUGAAUAUCUUGUCAAUUACAAUUAUACAUUACCAAGAAAAUUAGCUAUACGUGGUGGUUCAAAUGGUGGCUUAUUGGUUGCUGCGGUUUCACAGCAACGUCCAGAACUUUUUGGUGCUGUUGUGAAUCAAGUCGGUGUGCUCGAUAUGUUGCGAUAUCAUAAAUUUACUAUUGGUAAUGCAUGGAUACCAGAGUAUGGCAAUCCUGAAGAGGCAUCCGAUUUUGAAUUUAUUUACAAAUAUUCCCCACUUCAUAAUAUCAAAAUUCCGAAUAAAGGCUAUCAAUGGCCAUCUACGUUACUUAUGACAGCUGAUCAUGAUGAUCGUGUAGUACCUUCACAUUCCCUAAAAUAUAUGGCGCGGUUGUACGAAGCUGCUCAUUCAGCAGGUAGUUUCCAAAAAAAUCCGCUCAUCAUACGAGUAGAUGUGAAAGCUGGUCAUGGAGCUGGCAAACCUACUAGCAAAGUUAUCUCUGAAAUAGUGGAUAUGUAUUGUUUCCUGGAAAAAGUAUUGGAUCUGAAAUGGUAUGAAAGCGAAUGA
Messenger RNA from Loa loa (African eye worm), 2178 nucleotides. RefSeq lists its product as hypothetical. Gene Ontology annotation, molecular function: oligopeptidase activity; serine-type endopeptidase activity. Gene Ontology annotation, cellular component: cytosol. Bases 1 to 2178 code for a protein of 725 amino acids. The record is from RefSeq and is a predicted model, not a curated record. The transcript has 16 exons. Gene Ontology annotation, biological process: proteolysis. Lineage: Eukaryota; Metazoa; Nematoda; Chromadorea; Rhabditida; Onchocercidae.